Molecule: messenger RNA, 1573 nt
Organism: Gorilla gorilla gorilla (western lowland gorilla)
Lineage: Eukaryota; Metazoa; Chordata; Mammalia; Primates; Hominidae
Gene: PPP2R3C
Product: protein phosphatase 2 regulatory subunit B''gamma
Exons: 13
Coding region: 89-1450 (453 amino acids)
Biological process (GO): T cell homeostasis; microtubule cytoskeleton organization; B cell homeostasis
Cellular component (GO): centrosome; spindle
Source: RefSeq, a predicted model, not a curated record
CGGGGCCUGGCGGUGCUGACGCCUGAGCUGGUAGGGGUGGAGCAGGUAGGAAACAGCAAAUGCAGAAGCUGCUGCGCGGGAGUCGGCCAUGGACUGGAAAGAAGUUCUUCGUCGGCGCCUAGCGACGCCCAACACCUGUCCAAACAAAAAAAAAAGUGAACAAGAAUUAAAAGAUGAAGAAAUGGAUUUAUUUACAAAAUAUUACUCCGAAUGGAAAGGAGGUAGAAAAAACACAAAUGAAUUCUAUAAGACCAUUCCCCGGUUUUAUUAUAGGCUGCCUGCUGAAGAUGAAGUCUUACUACAGAAAUUAAGAGAGGAAUCAAGAGCUGUCUUUCUACAAAGAAAAAGCAGAGAACUGUUAGAUAAUGAAGAAUUACAGAACUUAUGGUUUUUGCUGGACAAACACCAGACACCACCUAUGAUUGGAGAGGAAGCGAUGAUCAAUUACGAAAACUUUUUGAAGGUUGGUGAAAAGGCUGGAGCAAAGUGCAAGCAAUUUUUCACAGCAAAAGUCUUUGCUAAACUCCUUCAUACAGAUUCAUAUGGAAGAAUUUCCAUCAUGCAGUUCUUUAAUUAUGUCAUGAGAAAAGUUUGGCUUCAUCAAACAAGAAUAGGACUCAGUUUAUAUGAUGUCGCUGGGCAGGGGUACCUUCGGGAAUCUGAUUUAGAAAACUACAUAUUGGAACUUAUCCCUACGUUGCCACAAUUAGAUGGUCUGGAAAAAUCUUUCUACUCCUUUUAUGUUUGUACAGCAGUUAGGAAGUUCUUCUUCUUUUUAGAUCCUUUAAGAACAGGAAAGAUAAAAAUUCAAGAUAUUUUAGCAUGCAGCUUCCUAGAUGAUUUAUUGGAGCUAAGGGAUGAGGAACUGUCCAAGGAGAGUCAAGAAACAAAUUGGUUUUCUGCUCCUUCUGCCCUAAGAGUUUAUGGCCAGUACUUGAAUCUUGAUAAAGAUCACAAUGGCAUGCUCAGUAAAGAAGAACUCUCACGCUAUGGAACAGCUACCAUGACCAAUGUCUUCUUAGACCGUGUUUUCCAGGAGUGUCUCACUUAUGAUGGAGAAAUGGACUAUAAGACCUACUUGGACUUUGUCCUUGCAUUAGAAAACAGAAAGGAACCUGCAGCUCUACAAUAUAUUUUCAAACUGCUUGAUAUUGAGAACAAAGGAUAUCUGAAUGUCUUUUCACUUAAUUAUUUCUUUAGGGCCAUACAGGAACUAAUGAAAAUCCAUGGACAAGAUCCUGUUUCAUUUCAAGAUGUCAAGGAUGAAAUCUUUGACAUGGUAAAACCAAAGGAUCCUUUGAAAAUCUCUCUUCAGGAUUUAAUCAACAGUAAUCAAGGAGACACAGUAACCACCAUUCUAAUCGAUUUGAAUGGCUUCUGGACUUACGAGAACAGAGAGGCUCUUGUUGCAAAUGACAGUGAAAACUCUGCAGACCUUGAUGAUACAUGAUCUCUGAAAGACUAGACUGUCUUAUAUUAAGAGAUACUUGAAUGCUGCAUGUAAAGCCUUUAAAGCAAAAUCCUCAGAAAUGGUCUAAAUAAAACACUUGAUAUGCCUAGAGAACACAGCAAA